GGCGACCGCACCCGGAGAGUUUUCCGCCCCGCGGGCUCCUCCGGCCGUACGUAGACGGGUCGCUCGCUGGUCGGGAGCCGGGAAAGCGACAGUGGGAAGGAACUGCAAGUCGAGCUCAUCGCCGGGUCCCCGGUGCCAGUCGAGAAUUCCAGGAGGAUUAACAGCAGGGCAGUUCCCUCAACGCUUGUCUGUGCUUCGUGUCCUCUAACCAGGCCAGCCAGCCUUAACCAUGAGCUACCCAGGCUACCCUCCACCUGCUGGUGGUUACCCUCCAGCGGCUCCAGGUGGCGGUCCCUGGGGAGGUGCCGCCUACCCUCCUCCCAGCAUGCCCCCCAUCGGGCUGGAUAACGUGGCCAACUACGCAGGGCAGUUCAACCAAGACUACCUCUCAGGCAUGGCAGCCAACAUGUCUGGGACGUUUGGAGGAGCCAACGUGCCAAACUUGUAUCCCGGAGCUCCUGGGGGUGGCUAUCCUCCCGUCCCCCCUGGUGGCUUUGGGCAGCCCCCUCCGGCCCAGCAGCCUGUCCCUCCCUAUGGAAUGUAUCCACCCCCAGGGGGAAACCCACCCCCUGGGAUGCCCUCAUAUCCAGCACACCCAGGGGCCCCUGUGCCUGGCCAGCCCAUGCCACCCCCUGGACAGCAGCCCCCAGGGGCCUAUCCUGGACAGCCUCCAAUGACCUAUCCUGGACAGUCACCAAUGCCACCCCCUGGGCAACAGCCAGUGCCAAGUUACCCGGGAUACUCAGGAUCCAGUACUGUCACCCCUGCUGUGCCUCCAGCCCAGUUUGGAAACCGAGGGACCAUCACAGAUGCUUCUGGAUUUGACCCCUUGCGAGAUGCUGAGGUCCUUCGGAAGGCCAUGAAGGGCUUUGGCACGGAUGAACAGGCCAUCAUCGACUGCCUAGGGAGCCGUUCUAACAAGCAGCGGCAGCAGAUCCUCCUGUCCUUCAAGACAGCCUAUGGCAAGGAUUUGAUCAAAGACCUGAAAUCAGAACUGUCAGGAAACUUUGAGAAGACUAUCCUGGCCUUGAUGAAGACCCCGGUCCUGUUUGAUGUCUAUGAGAUAAAGGAAGCCAUCAAGGGGGCCGGUACUGAUGAGGCCUGCCUGAUUGAAAUCCUCGCUUCCCGAAGUAACGAACACAUCAGGGAGAUAAACAGAGCCUACAAAACAGAAUUCAAAAAGACUCUGGAGGAGGCCAUUCGAAGUGACACAUCAGGACACUUCCAACGGCUUCUCAUCUCUCUCUCUCAGGGAAACCGUGAUGAGAGCACGAACGUGGACAUGUCCCUUGUCCAGAGAGAUGUCCAGGAGCUGUAUGCAGCCGGGGAGAACCGCCUAGGAACAGAUGAGUCCAAGUUCAAUGCGAUUCUAUGCUCCCGGAGCCGGGCCCAUCUGGUGGCAGUUUUCAAUGAGUAUCAGAGGAUGACGGGGCGAGACAUUGAGAAGAGCAUCUGCCGGGAGAUGUCCGGGGACCUGGAGCAGGGCAUGCUGGCUGUGGUGAAAUGCCUGAAGAACACCCCCGCCUUCUUUGCUGAAAGGCUCAACAAGGCUAUGCGGGGAGCAGGAACAAAAGACCGGACCCUGAUUCGCAUCAUGGUGUCUCGCAGCGAGUUUGACCUCCUGGAUAUCCGAGCAGAGUAUAAGAGGAUGUACGGCAAGUCGCUGUACCACGACAUCACGGGAGACACUUCUGGGGACUAUCGGAAGAUUCUACUGAAGAUCUGUGGUGGCAACGACUGAGCUCAGGGUCCUCACUUCUGCCCCCUGCUGGCACUGGCAAGGAAAGGCCCAACGAGCGUCCUUCAGUUUUUCCUAAUCUCUCCAGUAUCCCUAGUUGCACCAUUUCUCCCCAGAACCAUGGCCUCUUCCGUCUGGUCUCUCCUCAUCCACAUACCGUGCCGAAAGGGCCCAGCUGGGCCAGAGUUCUCAGGCAGCCAUCUCCCCGGCCCUCACAGCCUUUUGCUGUUCAGAAUAGAUGUUUUUCUCUCCCGGCUCCUGCAAUCAUUCCUCAUUGCUUGUGGCGAAGACUCCUAGCUUUGUUAUAAACAUGUGAUUUUGUAUUUUUAUUUGAAAACUUUUUUUUUAACCAUCAUUGCCAGACAGAUGCAUAUAAGUCUGUUUACUCUAUGCAUGUUUCUGAGGAGAGUGGGAAGUGGAUGGGACACCCCAUCCUUGCCAGAUAAAAGGGAGGUCUUGUGAGGGUACGGUUGUGUCUGGUGAGAAUGUGUCAUGAGUUUUGUUUUUGCCAAACUCACUCCUUUUUUAGAAAAAGGCCAAAAAAAUCACUGGUUCCCUCUUCCAUGCAAGAAGAAAGCCAGUUCCCUGCCAGGGACUGGGAUCCUUGUAGUUGUCGGAAUGUGCCUUAAACCUGAAUGUCUUUAGCCAAAAGCUGUUUCCAAAUUAAAGUCAGCCAGCUCUGGAACAUUCUGGAAAUGUC
Molecule: messenger RNA, 2438 nt
Organism: Peromyscus maniculatus bairdii (prairie deer mouse)
Lineage: Eukaryota; Metazoa; Chordata; Mammalia; Rodentia; Cricetidae
Gene: Anxa11
Product: annexin A11
Biological process (GO): cytokinetic process; phagocytosis
Cellular component (GO): vesicle membrane; cytoplasm; plasma membrane
Molecular function (GO): calcium ion binding; phosphatidylserine binding; calcium-dependent phospholipid binding
Source: RefSeq, a predicted model, not a curated record